AUGUAACAUACUUAGAAAUUCAUCAUUGAUAACUAGGACUUCGCAAUUUUUGAACUGAUUAAUAAGCAUGUGAAUGAAAUAUUACCCUAGGAUGACUAGUAAUUGAAAGAGUAUGAGCUAUUCUUGAUCUUUUUAUCAUCAAACAUUCAGAGAACUUUCUCACCAACACCAUCAGAUUCAUUAGUUGCAUUUUCAUUUGAGAUCAUUAGAAAGGCCCAGCUAUAUAUAAGAGACAGAAAAAGUAUCAAUGAUGUGGACACUGCAGAUGACAUUUCUUUCAAGAAUGAUAUUACAUUGUAAACUAUUCUCGAGAUUUCAUAAUAGAUUAUUGGAUAACUAGUAAAAUUAGGGGAUGAAGGUGUUGCUCAACUUCUUAACCUAAUCUUAUUGGAGUUAAGUCAAUAUCUAUAGGCCACUUAAGGGAAAUUCCUAAAUUUAAAGGAGUUUGCACCAAUCUCUAUUGUAUUUAAAGUUAUUGAAUACUUGAUUAGAGAUAAGAGGUUUGCCUUUACUGAGGCUAUAUUGAAGACUCUCGAUUAAAUUCAAGGAGUCACAUACACUAUCUUUGAAAUAUACAAAUAAAACUCAUAAUACUUUAUAAUCACUAUUGCCUCAUCGAGCAAGUACGAUGAAGAGAGAUAAGUCAGAAGAAUGUCAGUUAUCUUCACAGAUAUUCUAGAGAUGCUGGUUCAAUUCAGUUGUCUUUAUCUAAAGAAUUUAUCUAAAUUAGGCUAGGCACAGAUAUAUAUUGUUCAUGCAAAUAAGCUCUAUCAAACACUCUUCGCUGAUACUGAAUCAUAGGUAUAAUUGCAAGCUGAUGGUCCAUCCGCAGUAGAGUGCUUUACUCUUAGAGAAAGACUUAAGAUUUUAAGCGAAUUGAAUUCUAUUUUCAACCUUAUACCAGAAAUUAUUAAUAAAAAGUAUUAUUGGAGACUAAUCAAGGAUGGCUUGUCUGAUACAGAUAAUUACUGCAGAAAAGUUAGCAUGUCAGUUUUGAAAAGCAAUCUCUAAGUAAUUGGGAAUGAACAACUAUAUAAUGGCUUUAUCAAUAAAGAGGAAUUUGAGCAAUUAUGGACUACAUUCUUUGAUGUGUAUGAUACUCUAGAGAGUUUUGGAUCUCAUCUUACUAAAGCUGUUUGGGGUAGAACAGAAGUAAUCUAUAAGUAUAUCAAAGACAAGUAUCAGGACGGUGUUUAGCUACAUCCAUUACUAGAUUUCAGAGAGUGGAUUCUUGUAGUCUACAGAAGAAUCUAAACACAUCCUAAUUUGAAAGUUAGAAGAUGCAUCAUCAAAGCUACUUUAAAGAGACCAUAUGUGACGACUCACAUGAAUGAGUAUAUCUUCGACAUCUUUGUAAAGUCUCUCAAUAAAGGCUUGAUUUUCAAGGAUACCAACGUUUACACCCAGUUUUCACAAAGUAAUGAGUUAGUAAACAAAUUUUAUGAACAGUAUUUCUUCAACGAGAGUGUUGAUGUAGCUGGUGACCUCAGAGCAUUCUUCAAAGGAUUUAUCAAGCAUGUUACUUACCCACAGUUGAUUUUGUGCACACUAAAGAUCAUUUCAAGAGAAUAUAAGCAAAACGAGGGAUUCAUUGGCAACCAGGAAUUAAAGGAGAUGUAUGAUGUUAUGAAUUCUUAUUUUGCAGAGCAGAUAUUCAGCAGCAAGUAUCUCUGCUACAAAUACAUAUAUCAAAUGACAAGUCAAUAUCUUUAAAAGAAUACCUUCAAGGAUAUUAAUGUGAGUCUUCUGCUUAAGAUUAUAGGCAAGAUGCCAAUUCAAUUCUUUACAAACCAAACUUCAUAUCAAGAUAAGGAAGCACAUAAGGCUUCGAUAACAUUUGUGGAUUUAUUCGCUGUACAAUGGAUCCAAGAUGGAACAAUCACUCAGUAUCUUAAAGAUCUAUUUGAAAUAAAAGCUAUUGUUAGUCAAAUGCCAAAGUACGGCAAUGAAAUUGAUCUUAUAAUAUCAGGAUUAGCUAAAGUUCUUCUGGCACUUGGCUUGAGAUAUCAAGAUUAGCAUUAUUAAUGGUUUAUUGCUACUAUCAGACCAAUAUUUGAGAAUCUAACUCAUAUUCUAAACAGCUCUUAUCUAAGUCCAGAAGUAUUAGACUCUAAAGUUAGAUACUUAAGUAUUCUAUUUAGAACAAUCUAUAACUACUCGGAUAAUCAAUUCAGACAUGUUUUAAGAUAAGAGUUGCUUCCUCUAAUCCCAAUUGUCUUUGAUAGGCUUGAGAAUAACCUUAUUAUGCCUUUAACCAAAUAUGAGCAGGCAUAAUACUAGCCAACAGAAAGAUAGAAGAUAUAAUCUUUGUUUUCAGAGCUAGACAACUAUCUUGAUUUCUUAUAAUUAACAAUUUCAAUGACUCACAUUCAUAUGAAUCAGAGUAAUUCCCCAGUGGAGAAAAUAAUCAAGCAAAUCCUGCAGUAAACAUUAAAAAUAUCCUCUGCUAAGGAACUAGCUAGUCUAUCUGGAUGGGGCCCAUUCCUACUGCAAUUCGUCUUGUUUUAAUGUCUAAAGAAGAUAACUCAUCAAUACACUAAGGGUAUCAGAGACUCUCUAAGAAGAGGAAUCUAAUAUUUCAUGGUUCCAGAUGAUAUUUUUGUGAUUGGCAAGCCACUUCUCCACAACAUUCUCGAAUUCAAGCAAUUACCUAAGCCAAAGGAGGAUGAUAGUGAAGAAUUCAAUGAAGGAAGAAAGUUCAUGAUUGAUAAUGACACAUCAAUCGGUUUGAUGUCUUAAGCUGUACUAAUCAACCAAUGGAAAACUUUAAGUGAACUGGUUCAGAUCUUCCAAUAUGAAUCUCAAAUAAAGCAGGAAAUCUUAGUACUCUAUCCAAUUAUUGCUGAGAAGGCAGCUGAUUUCUUAUCCUGUACCACUCCUAAGUACUUGACCAGUCUUUUUAGAGUCCUAAAGUUAUCCUAUCUUCCGUUGUUGCUUCAAAAGGUGGUCUAAGAUGAAUUCUAGUAAGAGUAAAAUAUCAUAUAGUAUCAGUAGAUUUGCUACUAAAUGUGGGGAAUAAUUAAGGAAUUGCAAACUGAUUUUUCAGUGCACAAUAUCCAAGAGUUCUUAGAAUUUACUUUCAAUGCCGAUCUAAUGGAAUUGUACUAAAGAGUGCUUUCCCCAGCCUUGAGUGAGCAAGUAAAGCAGUUCCACAAAAAGAUGGCUCAAGAGGUAUUUGACCAGGGCAAUAAGUACUGGCUAAUUUUCAGAAGUGUGUUCAACCACUUAAUGCAGAUAUUCUCCAAUAGACCUCAUUUAAUCAAAGGAUUUGAGUAGUUCUUUAUGAAUUUCGCCAUUUGCAGAGAGAUCAGAAGUCUAGAUGCUGACAUUAAUCUCUACAGACUGCAGAACUUGAUUCCACAAAUAUUUGCAAAGGACUAUGAAAAUCUCCCAAUGGAGGAAAUCACUUACCAAGGUGCCUACAUUAGAACUAUCACCAUGAUUAUACUAGAAGAACUGUUAAGAAGUCAUAAAGUUCAUUUCCUAAGUGGAAAUCCAUUAAAUCAAAAUAGUAUCAUUUUCAUUGAGUCUGUUGAAGAGUUAGCUUUGAUGCUACUAGAUAUCAAUUUCUAGGCUAAGUAUAUCUUGGCUGACAUGCCCUAUUCCGAAAAGCAUAGAGUUAAGGUCAGAUCCUGGUAGACUUUGAUCGUUUUAAUGGAGUUCUUUGAACCAGCUCUAUAUUCUCCUAGUUUCAGAUAAAUGAGAGUUCAGCAAUCUGGCAGAGAUAUAGUUGCUCUUUUCAAUGAGAAAUUCUGGAAAAUUGUAGGUAUGAAUCACUUAUCUUCUGUUAGACAAUUUAUUGAGAUUGUUGCAAUAAAAUUCACUAAGAUGUAUCCUGAGCUAUCUAUUGAAAACCCUCUGUUCAUUAAGACACUCCUAGAUCCUAAUAUCAAACCACAAGUCGCUUCUUCAUUCUUAGUAAUUGCAGGAUACAUUUUGACUCAGCCACUCAAUGUAGUAAACGAGAUUCAGUUGAAACAUAAGAUAUUUGAGUCAUUAUCUGGAUUCCUGACAUCAAACUCUGCUCAUGCAAGAUGUGUGGCCCAAUAUUUUAUUUAUGAGCUUCAAGCAAAUCCAAACCAAAGCUAUAGAUCAUUUAUUCCGGAGGGAAUGAAAUCCUUGAUGAACUUCUUGAAUCUAAACAAAGACGUUAAGAAAUUGAUGGCGAAGCAAAGAAUUGAAGUCGACAGGAUAUAAACUGUAGUUGAGAAUUUAAAGGGUGUUCAUGUAGUCCUAUCUACACAAAUUGACAGUCAAGGAGAGUUCUUGAGCGUUCCAUUCGUUGAGAAAAUGAGAGAAGUUUUAAGUGUAGGCAUUAGUGAAAUAAGGAAACAAGACUUCCAACCUAUUGACAGAGAAGACCUCUGGAAAAAGGAACUUGAGAUAAGAAAGGAAAACGGCACCUAUCAAGUUAACUUCAAUGAGGAAAGCACUCAAAAUUACUAAAGAAAGAUCCUGCCAUGGGAGCAAGUUGAGUACGAUUACGAGCUGCUAAAGAGAGUAUAUGACAACAGAAAGAGAAAUGAAAUCAUAAUGUGCGCUUCAUUAAUUGACAAGGUUCCAAACCUAGCUGGUCUCGCAAGAACAUCAGAGAUUAUGAAUGCAGCUUGCUUAGUGAUCAAUAACAAAGCAGUUUGUGAGCUAGAGGACUUCAAAGGCGUUUCAGUUACAUCUGAAAAGUGGUUACCUAUAGUAGAAGUUCAAGAGAAAAAUCUCUAUCAAUAUCUUGAAUACUAGAAAUCAAACGGCUAUGUGAUUUUGGGAAUUGAGUAAACUGCAAACAGCAAGAUGCUGAAUGAGUACAAAUUCCCUAGUAAGUGCAUCUUGCUGCUAGGAAAGGAGAAAGAAGGAAUACCUUAGUAAUAUCUCAACAUCUUAGAUUAAUGCAUCGAAAUACCUCAGUUCGGUAUCAUUAGAAGUCUUAACGUACAUGUCAGCGGUGCUCUCUGCCUUUGGGAAUAUACCAAAUAACACAUUCCUAAGAAACUCCAAUGA
Molecule: messenger RNA, 4995 nt
Organism: Stylonychia lemnae
Lineage: Eukaryota; Ciliophora; Spirotrichea; Sporadotrichida; Oxytrichidae
Source: the annotation of a GenBank genome assembly